AUGUCAGAAUUCCCCAUUGGAAUGGUGCCUAGUCAUUAUGACCACCGCUUGUCUUUCACUCAGUCAAGUAUUCAUCUCGGAAAAUGGGAAAACCAGGAGUCCACGGUGCUGUUCAACUCUCGCGUCGACCCAAUAGAUUAUAGGAAUCCAUGCGGAACGGUUUACGAAAACCAAACAGAAUGCCUUCAAGACGGUGAGUAUGUUUAUGGAAGCAUCGUGGAAUACGCGUGCAACGAAUAUUAUAGUCUUAAAGGAUCACGACGCCGGACAUGCAUUGGGAACGGACGAUGGAAUGGAAGAAAUACUCUUUGUGAGCCAGGAGGAAAAGAAUCCGCCAUUGGAAAAUGGCCUUGGGUGGCUGCCAUAUAUGACGUCACGAAGAAGCUUCUCGUUUGUGGAGGGGCACUCAUUCGAGAACAAUGGGUUCUGACCGCCGCUCAUUGCCUCGCCUCAGGCGCACGAUCUCGGGAUCAGAAAGAUUUCCUGGUUUAUCUGGGAAAAUACUAUCGGAAUGACUCCCUGGAUGAUGGAUUCGUGCAAAAGAGAGAGGUCUCCAAUAUCUUGUAUCGUUUUCGCACCGAUAUUGUCCAGUGCGGCAAUGUGUCUACGAUCAUCUUUCAUAAGGGGUACAACUUAUAUAACUUCGACUCAGAUAUUGCCUUGUUGCGACUUACCGAGCCGGUACAGUUUACCGAAAGAGUUCAGUUGAUAUGCCUCCCGACAAAUCAAUUUAUUCAUCUCUCGGAGGCAAACCUCGAGAAUGGAACUCGAGGAACGGUGGCUAGUUGGGGCGAAAAUGUCUUGGAUGAGCUGAGUGGCGUGUUGACGGAGAUUGAAAUUCCUGUUUUAUCGAAUGCCAUCUGUCAUAGGGAUACCAUCCACCUCACAGGUAGACCUGAUUCCUCGCAAACCCUCAGCUGGAACUCCUUCUGUGCUGGACACCAUAAAAAUACUUCUUUCCAGGAUUUCCAAGCUGCCUGUCCUGGGGAUUCAGGCAGCCCCAUGGUCUUCUAUACCCAUGCCUUGAGGCAGUGGCAGAUUGAAGGAAUCGUGAGUCACUUUUUCAUCAAGGAAUCUUGCUCCAUGAGGCGCCCAGGCCAAUAUACCAUUUUCACCAAAGUCAAU
Molecule: messenger RNA, 1125 nt
Organism: Darwinula stevensoni
Lineage: Eukaryota; Metazoa; Arthropoda; Ostracoda; Podocopida; Darwinulidae
Source: the annotation of a GenBank genome assembly